This is a messenger RNA of Exophiala viscosa, 1362 nucleotides long. RefSeq lists its product as uncharacterized. The coding region runs from base 162 to 1082 and encodes 306 amino acids. The record is from RefSeq and is a predicted model, not a curated record. Lineage: Eukaryota; Fungi; Ascomycota; Eurotiomycetes; Chaetothyriales; Herpotrichiellaceae. The transcript has 3 exons.
GGCGAACGAGCUACGACACGAGUAAGCAUAUCUCAUUGCCAUCACGACAAGGACAGCAUUACUGACACUUGCCAGGUCAGAGCACGGAUCAAGAAUCGGAGAGCGGACUGUUGACCAGUCUUGCAUCGGAUCUCGAUCUGCACGUUUCCAAACCUCACACUAUGGAUCGUCUCACCUUACACACAGAACUAGUUCCGGAAAUGACCCCAAAGAGCCGCAAAAGACCACUGUCAACAUCAAACACGGCGCCCAGCCGUGCAGCACCGCCUACUCCGAGUUCGACACAAAGCUUUUCUUCCCAACUACCUGCAAAUGGAGCCAGCUCUCGCAGACUUUCGACUGCCUCUUCAAAUGUCUGUGUCAGUUAUGAGCAGUCGCCGGAGAUGGACGGGGGCUUUCAACAUUGGUCGGAGCUAGCCCAGCCAGCUCGACCGAUCGCAAUGCAUCUGGCGUUGCCUCGCAUCGAGCUCAAUGAGACCCCGAUGUCGUGCGCCAUCACCAGCUAUCUGGACCUCGCUCGCUCCGUGCUGUCUCAGGGAACACCGAUCGAAGAAGUCUUUGGGCCGGAACUCCCCAUGGUGGACCUCUUAUUUCGACCUCGAAAACCAAGUGACUCGCACUCUGCUUGUCAUUUUGCUGCCGAACUGUGCAAGCGCAUCAAGGGGAUGGAAGUGGCUUCCAGGCUCGGCAUAACUGUUCUGUUCGUCCAUUUACUGCGGUGGAUGAUUCUAUCAUCCCGCGAAAACUAUCAGAAGAUCCCCGAGAUCUAUCGACCGACGAUGACACAAAUCAAAAUCCCUCAUAGCGCGGAGAUCGAAUUCUGUCCUUUUCCCCAGCUACGAGACGCACUUUGCCGGAGGAAUCGUGACUUCUUGCCGGCAUUGGCCAGCAAUGUUCGAUGCAACUGGCCUCACAAGAUCGAGAGCUGUAUUGAUCAGGAUGAGACGACACGGCAUGUUGUACUCACCGAGGACUUCUCAAGGCACAUUUUCAACCCAGACAACUGGACCGUAAAACAUGGCAUGUUUGACACUUUUCCUGAGUGUCGAGGACUUUUGAAGACCACUGUACUAAGGAGUUAGGGGUGUCAGGAUCAUGAUUCCGGACCGAAUGCGACUUCCAGGUUCUUGAGUGAUGGUAUGCGGGAUGAAAUGCUGUAUGAUAUGGUAUUCGUUUAGUACCGAUGACUGGAAUGAUCUUGUGAGCGUCUAUAAUCUAGGGUAAUUUGUAUUUGUGUGAUUGUUUGAUCAGGCAUAGGACGAUGAAUUUGAGGUCGAAAUGAGUCAAAUGGAAAUUGUUAAGAAUAGAGAUAGAUGAUUGCUGUAAACCAUAAGAUAGACCGCUACAAACACUCCAUUGUAC